Messenger RNA from Scleropages formosus (Asian bonytongue), 2389 nucleotides. RefSeq names its product nipsnap homolog 2 (gene nipsnap2). NCBI's taxonomy places the organism in Eukaryota, Metazoa, Chordata, Actinopteri, Osteoglossiformes, Osteoglossidae. The record is from RefSeq and is a predicted model, not a curated record. The coding region runs from base 91 to 951 and encodes 286 amino acids. The transcript is spliced from 10 exons. Gene Ontology annotation, cellular component: mitochondrion.
UUCUUCUGCCCCCGUGCGGCGCGGAGGACGAAAACAACCCGAAGCGCGGAGGUUUCUUUAGCAGGAGCCGAAUCAGGCAGCCGAAGGAAGAUGGCGACUAGAGUCCUUCAGAUCGGGAGAAGUGGCCUGAAUCAGGCACGGAAAACAGUCCGCUCAAGCGGACAAGUUGCUGUCACCGCCAGGUGCCUUUCAGCCUCCAAUAACAGACACCGGGAGGAUAGCUGGUUCAAGUCUCUCUUUGUUCGAAAGGUCGACCCUAGGAAGGACGCUCACUCUCAUCUGCUUGCUAAGAAGGAGGACAGCAACUUGUAUAAAAUCCAGUUUCACAAUGUUAAACCAGAAUGCCUGGACAACUACAACAAACUUUGCGAGGAUGUUCUGCCAUCAAUUCAUGCAGACCCCAAUUACCCCUGUGAACUGGUGGGCACCUGGAACACAUGGUAUGGGGAGCAGGAUCAGGCAGUUCACUUGUGGCGGUAUAGAGGAGGUUACCCAGCACUCACUGAGGUCAUGAAUAAACUUCGGACAAAUAAGGUGUUCAUGGAGUACAGGAGUGAACGGGGGAAGAUGCUUCUCUCGCGCCGGAACCAGCUGUUGCUGGAGUUCAGCUUUUGGAACGAGCCCCUCCCCAGGGAGGGACCCAACAUUUACGAGCUGCGGUCAUACAGCCUCAGGCCUGGAACGAUGAUUGAGUGGGGCAAUUACUGGGCCCGGGCUAUCAAGUACCGUCAACGAAAUAAUGAGGCGGUGGGCGGGUUCUUCUCCCAGAUUGGGAGCCUCUACAUGGUGCACCAUCUCUGGGCCUACAAAGACCUGCAAUCAAGGGAGGACACAAGGAAUGCAGCUUGGCUGCAAGAAGGUUGGGACGAGGUGGUGUACUACACAGUUCCGCUGAUUCAACACAUGGAGUCCCGGAUUAUGAUUCCUUUGAAGAUUUCGCCACUGAAGUAGUUCCAUCCAUCAGGAUCCCUCUGACCUGCAGACAGUACUAUCAAAACAGAUCGUGACCCGUGUCAGAAUCUACACUGCCAUGGUUUUAAAUUCUUUUUAAAAACCAUGAUGAUUUGUUAACAUAUAAGUAUUUCUCUUUUUAACCAACAAACUCAAUCUCACAUUUAUAAGAAAUAUAGCACAGCAGUUAAAUCAUUGUAAGCUGCUUGUGCAAAAAAGAACCUUCCAAAUGAAAAAGUCAGUUUCGGGAGUUGUUUAGGUUUGCAUUUAGAAGGUCACAACACAAAUGCUCCACCUGAUUCUGUUACUAACAUGCUGUCACAAGUCUUACCAAAUUCAAAUGGCAUGUCAGUCAGAGCAGAAAUAUCCAUCUCCUUUGCAACCCCCUUACAUUUACAUCAGCCGGGACUCCUGUUGUGAGGAGACGCUUCAGUUGAGGCCUAGUAGGCCUGUAGUAAAUCAGUGCACCGUUGCAGUCAGGACAAGAGUGUCAUUGUAGCGCUAGUAGAAGAGUAUAAUGCCUGUUAUCCUUGUUAACACGGUAGUUGUCAAGAAUACAGGCUAAGGACCAGAGCCCCUAUACACUUUUAUGUGUAUCCCAAGAGCAGUGUUGGCGAAUCUUUAUAGUUCGAUUUGUCUUGGAAUAAAUUCUCCUUAGAAUAAGAUGGAAAAUGCUGUAAGGACAGAUUAAGUUAAUAUUUAAGGGAAAGGUGAACUUAUGUAAGAUUUUGACAAAAGGAGACAUGUUUUAUGGGAAGUCCAGGGAUUUCCAUUUUUUCAAUGUACAUAUUCCAUGAAAGUCCAGAUGGGGUGCACCUGAAUCAAGCAAUCUCCCUCUUGCAUUAUUUGCUGUCGCAGGAAGAAUGUGACUGUAAACCAAUGCUUGGACAGAGAUAUGGAGGAGAUGACUGGCAGUGUCCUUUAUUUAAGAUGCUCUCCUAUUGCAAGCAAAGACAAGGCUACAUGUGGAUUUUAAAAAGUACUAUGGUCAGUGGGUCUGUCCUUUCAGCAGCCAAAAAACACCUUUUCUCCAGAAAAAUUACCUCUUAUAGAAUAAAUGUUCUUAUGGGCCUCCUGGUUAUGACUUGCUUUUUUUUUUUUUUUUUUUUUUUUUUUUUUAAGGACAUGGAAGGUUUCUUAAGGCAUGAGGUAGUAGAUAACAUUUAACAAUUUGUUGUAAUAGCAAUGUACAGAUUUUAAUAGUUGAACAAAAACAUUUAAAAUGUGUUUGUCUGUUUCCCAUGGUUUCAGCAGCAAUGGCUGAGAAAGUUUGAAUUUUCAGGUGAAAAAGCCAUUGGCAGCCUGCAGGUCAUAUUGCUUCUUUGUGUGAAUAAUUUUUAGUGGUGGCAUGCCCAUCUUUGUUUAGGUCAUUUAAGGACAAUGUUUGGACAUCUAGUGUUGUGAAUAUGACAGCACCUCAAUAAAGAGAUUUAAAGUA